AUGUGCCAUGUGUUAUUGAUACUUAAGUUGAAGCUGAAGUUGGAGUUUGAUUGAAGCAAAUGUUGAAAUUGAUGUUUUGUUUGCUUGAGAAAAACAAGAGGAGUGCUGAAUUGAGCUUUAAGUUAUAAGUUAUUUUUUAAUAAAAUCUAUUUAAAUUCAACAAAAUUAGCUCGAGAUUUCAUUAUAAUAAUUAUCACUUAUAUAUUAUAAAACUUCUCUAUUCACUUAUAGAGGGAGGAUAAAUAAUUUCACUACUUUCACAUCCUUUAUUACUAUUUUCAGAUAUUAUUACUAA
Messenger RNA from Blepharisma stoltei, 295 nucleotides. Lineage: Eukaryota; Ciliophora; Heterotrichea; Heterotrichida; Blepharismidae. The record is from the annotation of a GenBank genome assembly.